AUGAAGCGCUUUCUACAAAUCCCCACCCGCUCUCUCACCCGUCGAUUAUUCUCACAAUCCAUAAGUCAAGCCUCUUCACGCUUAUACAAACCUCUCAACCCCGGGACAUCAGAGAUUAGACUCCUCAAAAUACCACCGAACCCCUCCUCAGAAUUCGAACUUGUCACUGUAUCUCUCGACGAUGAACCCAAGUAUGCGGCACUGUCCUAUCUCUGGGGCGACCCCGAAACAUAUGGCCAGGUCACGAUCAAAGGAAACACCGUCAAAAUCCCGGAUAACUUGGCUUCAGCCUUUCUCUGCGUUUUAAGCGAUGAAUCUUUCAGAUCACAGUCACAUGUCAGAUACCUUUGGGCUGAUGCGAUUUGCAUCAACCAGAACGAUCUUGAUGAGAGAUCUCAACAAGUUCAGCUUAUGCGUCGUAUCUUCCAACGCGCGCAUGUCACGUUUGCCUGGGUCGGCCCAAAAGAUUAUUCUCUCGCUUUUGAAACUAUAAAAACAAUCACGGAGGAGAUAUACGAGAAUACUCCCAGGGAAAAUGCUCCAUACAAGACAAAAUUCGAUCUCGAAUGGUUGCGGCGGCAUCCUAUGCUUUGUAUCGACAGAGGAUCCGAUUUACCAAACAACCACUUGAACGACCCUUGGUCUGCUGUAGCCGAUUUCUUAUAA
This is a messenger RNA of Fusarium verticillioides 7600, 666 nucleotides long. RefSeq lists its product as hypothetical. The record is from RefSeq and is a predicted model, not a curated record. The transcript has a single exon. NCBI's taxonomy places the organism in Eukaryota, Fungi, Ascomycota, Sordariomycetes, Hypocreales, Nectriaceae. Bases 1 to 666 code for a protein of 221 amino acids.